UUUCAUCUGGAACAGAUCGCAUUCAGUGGCUUAUCAGUGGCAAGAGCAGUGGCUUCCGAAAUGUUUACCAAAUCCUUGGCUUACUUGGCGAUCUUCGGCCUCUUUUGGGGCUCGAUUUCCGGCACAGCAGUGGAUAAUUUCGGGUUGUAUGGCGCUUCGGGGGUUUCCACCACGGAACGAAACAACGCGGAAAUGCGUUGCAUGAGCAUCAAUUCGCAGAAUUCGGUGGAUUUGGAACAGAUAAUGGGACUCUGGUACGGCAGCGAGAUCAUCGUGCACAGCCAAGACUUUCCGGGAACCUACGAGUACGAUUCUUGUGUGAUCAUUCACCUGGCCGAUGUAACUGAACAGAUUCGUCUUAGCCAAUCGAAUCGCGGCUAUGGCUAUGGACCUCAGGAUUACAACAGGAAUCAGAACAACUACGGACGCACCACUACCACCACCCAAUCCUCCUAUCUGGACAGCGAUGAGUACCAUCUGAGAUCCAAUCAGCAGGGCCAGCAGAGGUAUUUGCGUUUGGUGUGGAGCGAGCGAGACAAUAAUCUGGAGUACACCUUCAACUACACCACCAAUCAGCCGAGCAAGUGGUCCAACAUCGGCGAUCAGCGAGGAUCAUUGGUGGCCCUCAACACAUACACCCAAUUCACGGGAACCGUACAGGUGGUAAAAGCUGUCAACGAUCACCUGGUACUCACCUUCUGCGGCAACGAUGUCAAGAGCUCUAUCUACACGGUGGUCCUCACCCGCAAUCGCCUGGGCCUAAGUUCAGAUGAGCUGCGCAGCAUCCGGAAUCUGCUGUCCCGCCGAGGACUCUACACGGAGACCAUUCGCAAGGUCUGCAAUGGAUGUGGACAGCUGGGCGGCAGCCUCUUCGCUCUCUUCGCCCUUCUGCUGGUUAUCCGCCUGGCCUGGGGGCGUGGCCAGUGAAUCGCUGGAGGGGGAACGCCAGAUCGCCGAUCUUCAGCCGGCGUAUUUAAUGAGUCCAGCCAUAUUACGUUAAUUUAUGUAUAAAUUUCUUAAGCAAUACAGUGGCGAGAUCGCCGAAUGCACUCCCCGAAAACUAA
This is a messenger RNA of Drosophila takahashii, 1064 nucleotides long. RefSeq lists its product as uncharacterized. Lineage: Eukaryota; Metazoa; Arthropoda; Insecta; Diptera; Drosophilidae. The record is from RefSeq and is a predicted model, not a curated record.